Anastrepha ludens (Mexican fruit fly) is the source of this 618-nucleotide messenger RNA. It is a transcript of the gene RpS30, whose product is annotated as FAU ubiquitin-like and ribosomal protein S30. The record is from RefSeq and is a predicted model, not a curated record. The transcript has 3 exons. Gene Ontology annotation, molecular function: protein binding; structural constituent of ribosome. Bases 117 to 515 code for a protein of 132 amino acids. Gene Ontology annotation, cellular component: cytosolic small ribosomal subunit; ribosome. Lineage: Eukaryota; Metazoa; Arthropoda; Insecta; Diptera; Tephritidae. Gene Ontology annotation, biological process: translation.
CAACCCUGCAUCAUUAUCAAUGACGUUCCUAUUUCGAAAUCGAUUUGACAAAUUCGAAACUCUGCCAUCUUUCUUUUUCGCGAAUCCUCUCGCUAGUGUGAAGAUAAAAACACAAAAUGCAAUUGUUUGUGCGUGGUUUUGAAACUGUCGAACCUUUCGAGGUGCUGCCCACCGCUACUGUUGGCGAUGUUAAGGCACAAAUCGCUCAAGCCCAUGGCUUGAAUACCGAAGAAAUCAUAUUGAAUUGUGAAGGUAAUUCUCUAUGCAAUGAUGCCGCUGUGACCUCAUUGGCAUCCUUCGAGUUGGAUAUCACAGUCCCAAUGUUGGGUGGUAAAGUGCACGGUUCUUUGGCGCGUGCCGGAAAGGUCAAGGGACAGACACCCAAGGUGGAGAAACAGGAAAAGAGGAAGAAGAAGACCGGUCGUGCAAAGCGAAGGAUCCAAUACAACCGCCGUUUCGUGAACGUUGUACAAGGUUUCGGUCGCCGCCGUGGCCCCAAUGCCAACUCUAACUAAGUUUAUUACUGGCUAAUUGAUUGGGUUAUUCCUUUUUUACGUGUAAAAUAAAAGAUGAUUUUCACAAACUUGUAUUAAAGUAAUAUAUAUAUGUGAAAAAUUC